Molecule: messenger RNA, 855 nt
Organism: Angiostrongylus costaricensis
Lineage: Eukaryota; Metazoa; Nematoda; Chromadorea; Rhabditida; Metastrongylidae
Source: the annotation of a GenBank genome assembly
AUGGUGAUGAAGAUCGCGCUUAUAGCGCUUCUCUACUAUCCGCUAUCCAUCGGCCUUACAUUUUAUCAAAAAUGGCUGUUAAAAAGUUAUAAAUUGCCUUUGUUUGUGGUAUGCUGUCAUUAUAUGGUGAAAUGGUUUGCUGCUGUUUCUAUUCGCUUCGUUUACGAGGUCUUUCGUAGGAAAAGGAUCCGACUUCAGAUGAAAGAACAGCUCAGGUGGCUUGCUCCUAUUGGGAUAUGUGCCUCGUUGGACAUCGGUCUUUCGAAUUGGGCACUUGAAUAUGUCACUGUCAGCCUAUGGCGUCCUACUCUUGGCUUAGAGGCAGGAUUAAUUGCAAGUGGGCUUUUCCUGUUCACAUGGAAUUCCACGCAGCUUGACCUUACUGGAUUGUUACUGGUAGAACUGGCUGCGUCUUGCACUGGAGUUCGAUGGACUGUGUCUCAGUUGGUAAUGCAAAGAGAAGAACAGGCUUUGAAUCAUCCUCUGGAUAUGGUUGCUCAUGUUCAGCCCUGGAUGCUCAUUCCAAUCAUACCUCUCAUCGUUAUAUUCGAAGGUCCGGAGCUUUCUUACAACAAGGCGUUUUUCUACAACGGCAACUACGCGGCAGUCGAAAUCGCAUUUCUAAUAAUCUGUGGAGGUCUGCUUGCGUUUUGUAUGGAGAUGUCAGAGUACCUGUUGCUUGUGAAUACGUCUGGGAUCACCUUGAAUAUUUUUGGAAUAGUCAAAGAGGUCGCUACACUUUUGCUGGCACAUAUCGUCAAUAAUGACCGGCUUUCAUGGAUAAAUCUUAGUGGUUUGGUUCUUUGUCUACUGGGAAUGGCACUGCAUGGAAUGUCACGGAAGCGACAACGGUAA